Lathyrus sativus (Indian pea) is the source of this 702-nucleotide messenger RNA. Lineage: Eukaryota; Viridiplantae; Streptophyta; Magnoliopsida; Fabales; Fabaceae. The record is from the annotation of a GenBank genome assembly.
AUGACACCGUUGCUCAUCCAAAUUCAAAGGUGGAUGACGGAUACAAAGGUGUGGAGAUUUGUUUGCUUUGCAUCAGCUAUUGUUGGAUUGCUUUGUUAUGCUCUAAGUUCUUCCUUCAACCAUCUAUUUGGAAAUUGGAAUUUCAUGAAAAUAUUUCUUUACACAAUUUUCAGUUUCAUCAUUUGUCUAAUCAUUUUGUUUGCAAGAACAUGGCGAGACAUAACAAGUCUUCGGUUCAAAGCUCAUUCAACGUUUCUGGUAUUGGUAAUUACCUCUUUCUAUUCUUUUUUCUCUGAUAAAGUUAUAACUGGAAAACCAGAUCUAUAUAGUUCGAUUUCAUAUGCCGCCUUUGCUCUCAUGUCACUUAGUUUAUCAAGACAAAUUCAAUGCGGAUUCGAAGUGGAUCUUAUGUACUUUUAUCUAGGAUGUUUAAUUAUACAACUCAUGAAGAUUAAAUUGCCGUUAGCUAUUAUUGGAGCAUGUUAUAGCUACUGUCUUAUUAUUCUUCGUUCUACUUUCUCUUCCUUAAGUGUUUCACCAGAAAAUCAGUAUCUCGAAGAACAGCGUAUAAUCAUUCGAGUUGAUUCACAACAACAUGAAAAUAUCAAUACUGGUACCAACGUCAUGCAAGAGUUUAUGACUUGUAUGGAUGAGCUUAAGCAGAAUAACUCAAACAUUUCGUUCACUAACCUAACAUUCUAA